AUGAAAGAUAAAAACACUCCAUGCUGUGAAUCUGAGUGGUGGGUUAAUCUUGUGAUAUCUUUUGCCCUUGUUGCAUUUGCUAGCAUCACAUCUGGUCUUAGUUUAGGACUCUUGUCACACAGCAAAGUUGAUCUUGAAGUUCUCAUAAAGUCUGGUGUGCCUCGAGAGCAAAAGAAUGCUGCAAAAGUUUUGCCUAUUGUCAAGAAUGAAAUCUUACUCUUGUGUACUCUGUUCAUUGCAAAAUCGCUAACAAUGGAGGCUCUUCCCAUAUUCAUGGAUAGAAUACUCCCAUUUUGGAGUGCUAUACUGGUCUCGAUGACUUUUGUAGUGGCUUUUGUGGAGGUGAUCCCUCAAGCUAUAUGCUCAAGAUAUGGACUACUAUCUUACCCAGUUCGUAAGGUACUAGACUGGCUUCUCGGAAAAAACCAUUCUGCAAUUCUAAGAAGGGCAGAGCUAAAGACAUAUGUAGACUUGCAUGGAAUUAAGGCAGGGAAAGGUGGAGAUCUUACAGAUGAUGAAACAACUAUUAUAGCUGGAGCAAUGAACAUGACACAGAAGACUGCCAAAGAUGCUAUGACACCAAUGUCUCGAACUUUUUCACUCGACAUAAAUUCUAAACUUGAAUUGCAGACAAUGGGGAUGGUUGCGAGCAAGGGACAUAGUCGUGUACCUAUUUACUCGGAUGAUCCAGCAAAUAUAAUUGGCCUCAUUUUGGUAAAAAGCUUGAUCUUCUAUCAUCCUGAAGAUGAAACACCCAUCAGAGACAUGACUAUCAGGAGAAUUCUCAGGGUAUAUGACAAUUGGCCACUGUAUGAUGUACUAAAGCUUUUUCAAAAGGAUUCAGAACCUACAGAAACAGAUGGAAUAGGAAUUAAUCCUCCAUUAGGUGAAAAAGAGCUUCUAAAUAACUCCUCUGUUUAUCAUGGAGAUGGUGAAAUUCAAUCUGAUUCGUUGUAUGACGGGAUGAAGGAAUCAGAUCUCUCUCUGUUUUUAAAUAAAUGGGAGCAAGAUUGUGGACAAAUUUCAAAUGAAGAGUUGGAAUCUCUUAAAGGUAAAUACAUAAGAUGA
Fraxinus pennsylvanica is the source of this 1068-nucleotide messenger RNA. NCBI's taxonomy places the organism in Eukaryota, Viridiplantae, Streptophyta, Magnoliopsida, Lamiales, Oleaceae. The record is from the annotation of a GenBank genome assembly.